UAAAAUAACCGCAAAUGAGUACGAGCAAAGAAAUAGCUUUAAGAAGACACAAAGAGCAAUACAUAGAGCAGUAUGUGCUUGACGAAGAAACUAGGCUUCAGAAAGACCUUAUUUGGUCUUUAAGAUUAGCUGCUUUCUGUAGGUUCAGACUCAAGCUGUCACUUUCUCAUUAUUCUAAAAUAGUGAAAAAAUUGUUUCCAGAGACUCAAGGGAUAUAAUAGACGCAUUCAAUAGAACUCUAAAGAAGAAAUCAAUAAGAGAGGAGAGAAGUUGAGUUAAGCUCUGAGUCAUCAUCUCUGAAUUCCUCAAGCAAAAAUUUGACAAUAGUGUUGUAAAGUUUGGAAGAGAAAUUAUCACAAACAUUCCUCGUCAGGAGCUUCUAUUGAGCAAGAAUGUGCUUUUUCACAUGAUAAAAUAAAGCUCGUCUCGAGUUAGAAAUAUACAAUUUUAUAAUAGAUCUGAAACUUCUGCAACGAAUAGUAUUUGCUGGUAGACACUUAUCCAAAAUCACCUUCGAUUUAUGAACCUUAGAUGAAAACCAAUCUACCCCAGAUGCUAUUCAUUGGAAGUAUGAGUCUAAAUUAGACACUUUGGUGUUUAAAAGAAAAUAUGAUGGAGCUCCUUUUAGUGACCUGAAUCAUCCUUUAAAUCUCAUAAUCCAGCUUGGCUCCAAAUUAGCAUGAUCAGAGUUAUUAAUUUAUAAGUAUUUCUCGCUGGGUAAGCAACAAAUAGCACUUGAGUUAUUCCAGUUAGCUGAUAUUACUGAAUACUCAGAAUUUGUCCAUGUAAAAUAUGGUGAUUUAUAG
Moneuplotes crassus is the source of this 806-nucleotide messenger RNA. The record is from the annotation of a GenBank genome assembly. NCBI's taxonomy places the organism in Eukaryota, Ciliophora, Spirotrichea, Euplotida, Euplotidae.